AUGUUACAGGACGAAACAAACAAUCCUACAUUUGCGUUUAUUGAUAGUGAUUGGUUUGAUUCUGAUGAAGAAGAGGAGGAUCCUAUAUGUAAAACUUUUCGUCCCCUUAUUUCCCUUGAAGAAGGAAUAAAAGCACAUAAUGAAAAGAAAUAUGAAAUUGCAUGGGAAUGUUUUAAAAAUCAAUCCGAAAUUGAUAACCCGAAAGCAAAAUAUUGGAAGGCUCAUUAUCUUUAUAAUGAAAUAAAUGUAUCAAAAGAUGUAGAUGAAGCGAUUAAGUUAUAUAAAGAAGCAGCUGAUGAAGAUGUUACCGAAGCUUCAUUUCAAUAUGCAAUGUGUAUUUUACAUCAUCAUGGAAACAAUUUUAAUAGGCAGGAUUAUGAAAGAUAUUUAAGGAAAGCUGCUGAUCGUAAACAUAUCAACGCACAAUUUCAUUUAGCUGAAUUUUAUAUUCAUGGUAAUUUUGGAAUUGAAAAAAAUUUAGAAGAAGGAACUUAA
Funneliformis caledonium is the source of this 495-nucleotide messenger RNA. The record is from the annotation of a GenBank genome assembly. NCBI's taxonomy places the organism in Eukaryota, Fungi, Glomeromycota, Glomeromycetes, Glomerales, Glomeraceae.